CUUGGCAACGGCUUCACCCUCUGGCCUGGUUUGGUGGCCAGCGGAGUGCUGACUAACCCGGUCUCAUUUGCUCUUGUCGGGCGACAAGUUAUCCGACUUACCAUCUUUAAUCUUUGUCAUCAAAUCAUCUCUUCUCCUUCCCUGUCGCCUCAAGCUCCGACAUCCGUUCCGGACUGCACGGUGCCGAGUUUCAUCUUGAAGCCUUUCUUCCUCAAAGUGCUCUGGAGGACCGGUCAAACAAACCGAAACCCACUACCUGCUGCACUGCAAGUGUCCUUAAUCUCACCUGUCUUUUCACGGCAUCCAAUUCUUCAGUCUGUUGGCUGUGGGAGGCGAUUGCACUGAAUGAUGAGUUUUCCGAGAAUGUCGACUGAUGGCCCACCAGAGAAUGUGGUUCAGGACCAAGUCCGGUCACUGCUGGAGAAUGAAAAGGUCAAACUUUGGGAGCCUCCUUACACAGCUGAAAAUAAAGAUGCUUCACCAGAGCUAAAAAUUCUAGGUGAGAAAUAUGCAUUACAGUUGUGCAUUGAUUUGAGUAUGGUGGAAAAUGUUCUUGAAAAUUUGCGAUGUAAUUCACUGCAAGGCAUAAAUGCAAAAAAGACAUUCGAGGACACUGGACUUGCAACAAUUCGCAUCCAUUACACCAGUCAUGCAAAAAGAAAAGAGAAAACUAAGUUGACAACGAAAUUAAACAUAUCAGCCAAAGAUCUGAGAGCUGAAAUUGCGAAAUUGACUGGAAUGAAUGAACAACAUGUUAAACUCAUAAUGAACUCCAAAGUUCUUAAAAUGGAUCGAUCGCUUGCUGAACAGAAUGUUAAAAAUAAUUCAAUUAUUAUGGUUAUGCAAAUAACUCUGACUGAAGAAGAAGCAAAAGAACAGGAGACAAUUUAUCAAGCAGAGAUGAAAGAAUGGGAUGAGAGGAAAGCCAAAAUAUCUAGGACCAGAAAGGGGGCUGAAAUCUUAGCUCAGCAUGGUGAAAAUACAGAUCUUAGUAACAUUCCAUACUUGGAGAUUGCAGAUCAGAAAGGGCGCCCAAUCCCUAUUCCUGCUGUGGAGAAAAAGGCACUAUUGUUAGCUAUGACGCUACAUGAAAAAGGCAGAGCAUUUAUGAAGAAGAAAGAUUAUGCUUCAGCGCUGUUGUAUUUGUUGGAUUCUGAUGAAGAAUUUGGGAAAUGUGGGUCUGAACUCCUGAACACUGUAGAUAACUAUGCAGUCCUGCAACUGGAAAUAGUCUGGUGUUACCUUCAACUGGAACAACUCGACUGCCUUCGUGAUGCAGAAGAGAGAUUAAAACGAGCCCAGACUCGGCUGAAUAAAUGCUACGGAGAGAACCUGGAGCGACUCUACAACCUGAAGGGUAACACUGCCAAUGAGCAGGUGCUAUAUUUGCGGCUCAGGCUUCUUCAGGGAGUGGUAUUGUACCAUAAAGGAAAGCUGGAUCAGACUAAAAAUCAUCUGAAUGAGGCAGAAACAUUAUUGGGAAAGCUUUCUGUGGAUGAUAAAAAGGUGGUGCAACUCAUGAGUCUCGGAUUCACAGCCCAGGAGGCACGACUAGGUUUGCGAGCUUGCAAUGAUGAUAUUGACUUUGCAGCAUCGCACAUCUACCACAGGAGAGAGGAGAAAGCUGAAAUCAGGAGAAAGGAGAAGGCAGAAAGAAAAAGGAAGAAACAAGAAGCUGUGAACUCUUUGGUGGCUAUGGGCUAUUCGGAAAAGGCUGCUGCCAAGGCAUUUAGAUCAGCCAAUAAUAACUUGGAACGUGCUAUAGAGAUACUUCAAUGCAGCAGAGAGCAAGGCUAUAUGGAUGAUGAGGAAGCUGGACCAAGUAACAGAGUCGAAAUUUCUGAAGAAACUGUUAACCAGGUAGCAUUUUUGGGUUUUGAUCAUUCUGCUGCUGAAAUUGCCCUCAGGAGAUUUAAUGGAAACAUUGAACGUGCUGUUCAGGCCUUGAUAGAUCAUGGCGGAUAUCUUCCGUCAAGCCUACUUAAUUCGCCUCCCUCAUCGACAUCACCAGAGGAUAUGGAUGUUGAUGCAGACCCCUCAGAAGAAAAGCAAAGGGAGCGUGAAAUUGUGGAAGAAGUUUUGGCAGAUAUCCCAGAGCAUGAGGAAGACUACCUUGAUAUGACCCUGGAAGAGGAGAGGGAGGUCGUCAUCAAGUACAAGACAUGGCUACAAGGGUCACAUCAAUCCACCUCGUAAUUUGACUGUGAAGGAGCAAGUACUUUAAGUUCUGCUGCUGAUUUGUGCUUCAUGCCUCUGUCUACAAAAUUUGAUGCCUUUUCUUGGUUAGAAACAAAAAUUGAAUUUUCUGAUUUAUUUGAUUGUCUCUGUCUCUGAUUUCCCCACCCCCACCCCCCUCAACUCCUGCAAAGAUCUGACACCAUGGCAUCCUUUUACUUUAAAAUUAAACUUAGCUUUUGGUACAAAUUUUAAGAAGGAUGCUUUGCAUUUUGUAGUAAAUGCGGGUAUUUACUUGACCAGCAGUUUUCUUGCUUCCAAAAUUGCUGUUGUUACAGCAAAAAGUGAAUCCAAAUUUGGAUGUUAUUAAUGCUGGGUAGUUCUACUUCACAAAUAGUCUCCAAUGACUUGUCUUUUUCUGGGCUUUGGUCGGCCACCUGGGGAAACCUGUCUGUCUGACUCCAGUUGUAUAGCUGUUUGGAUCUCUUGUCAGUCAGACAGAGUUUGCCAUCUGUAUCUUAACCAUCCUUGAUUUGUGAAAUUUUAAAUGAUUUUUGACAACCACAUUCAAUGGGUAGUAUUGUUUCCUUGUUCACCUACAAUGUUCUGUGCAGUUUGGAACUAGUCAGUAUUACCAGCCAUUUCCCUGCUGUCUGGUCUCGGUUAUUCAGUGACUCACUAUAAACGUAUUGCCUUUGUGCCCUGCCUUUUAGGUCUGAUUGUAAAUACCAUUAAAAAUGCCAAGUGCCACUAUUCAUAAACUUAUGGUACCAAAGUUUAGACCAGGGAUUAGAUACAAAGCUGGAGACAGUGCAGAUGUAUCUAUUACAGAUAUCUUCCCUCAAACCGAACCCUUAACUGAGUGAAAAUAUGACUCUUCCUGAUUUCCAAUGUUCUUACUGCACAGACGGCUACUUUACUUGUUGAAGCAGCAACUUCUCACGAUCAUACCCUCUAACAAAGUAUGAGUUGUUUAGAGGUUUUUAUUUACUUUACCUCAGUAUUCGGAUCAUGAUGCUGUUCUUGUCCUCAGUAUUUUCUACGCUAAUUUCCUUGACCUGUGCUUCUGGGCUAAACUCCAAAGCAGUUUGCUCAAGCAAAGUCAGUAGUAGCCCCAAGUGGUUUUCUUAACUAAUAUACCUGCACCUCUGACUAUUGGAUUGUAAUUGAUGAUAAAACCAUAAUGGAUGUUUAAAGUUAACUGGAUACAGACUUUGUAAGGGCUGCUGCUGUUUUUAAAGAAAAGUGAAAAUAGGAGUGAUCUCUUAAAUUCAGUAAAAAUGUGUAAAUUUAAAUAGAAAUUGUAUACAAUCCUAUUUUUGAAGAAUUGUAUUUUGUCUUAUUCAUGAAGUUUGUGUACAGAGCCAAUUUUUUUCAGCAAUAACAUUGACCAAUGAUUUUAUAGAGAAAUGUGCUUUGUUGUAAUGGAUUGAACUGAACCUGGCUGAUUUCAACUUUUCUUUGAGUGUUGCUUGUGACAUGAUGUGCAACAGAGGGCAUUUCCCAGUUAGUUCUAGGAUGUGGAAAUUCACUCACAGGUUCAUUUGUUACUCUCGGCCUUGGUUCGAUGUUAGGGCGCUUGCAAAAUGUUGUCGGUUCAAACUGCACUGCAGAGACUUGAGGACAGAAACCAGGCUGACACUUUGCUGACACUUAAACCAAGGCAUAACCUGCCUUCUGUACUGAACGUGAAAUCUUGUUGCACUGUUUUGAAGAGCAGGGAAUUUCUUCCUGGUGUCUUGACCAGCGUUUAUUCUGGAGCCGGCUAUAAUUUGCUCCUGUUAAAGCAUUUUGCUUCAUAUGGUUUUUAACAGCAUGUAUUGAGAAUGUAGCAAUUUUAAAUCCACUAAAUUGUGCAAACUCUUCCUUUUUAAGAGACUGAUUCAUUUGUACUUGUACAGCCAAGUUGAAAGCUCCAGCCUCUUAAGUAUAUUUCUAAGUGUGUGUGCUUUGUUAGGAAGUAAUGAUCCUUCUCCCUUUUUUCCUUUUUUGAUAAUUUAAUACUUUUUCAUAAUUUUCAAUAAAAUCUUCUUUCCGUCA
Stegostoma tigrinum is the source of this 4215-nucleotide messenger RNA. Its product is annotated as NEDD8 ultimate buster 1. The transcript has 15 exons. The coding region runs from base 346 to 2196 and encodes 616 amino acids. Gene Ontology annotation, biological process: regulation of ubiquitin-dependent protein catabolic process. Lineage: Eukaryota; Metazoa; Chordata; Chondrichthyes; Orectolobiformes; Stegostomatidae. Gene Ontology annotation, molecular function: protein binding. The record is from RefSeq and is a predicted model, not a curated record.